AUGAAACCAUUUAGUAUAGAUGAAACAUAUAUUCGAAAUUCGAAUUAUUCACAGUUACAAGGAAAAUGCUUAGAACCAGAUGCAGUUACAUAUUGUUCUCCUAAUUAUGUUCCAAUGGUUCAGAAGAAAACAUUCAACGACCCAUUACUACCCAAACACUUAGAUAAAAAUACAAUUUAUGGUAUCAUAACAAAGACUAAAUUGUCUGCCGGUGAUGUGAUUUUUCCGAAUAAUUCACCAGGUGAAAAUGGUAUUGAAGACAAAAAAGAAACAGAAUUAUAUAAAAUUUCCCAUCAUACGUAUGGAAUUGGCGAACAGUUAAAUCGAAAGUAUACAAACAAUUUUAAUCCAGAUUAUCGGUAUGGCAAAUCUUUAAAACGGUUACCAGCAGGUGUAUGGUUUAAAAGUAAUGUUCAACCUAAAUCGUUAAAUGAAGAUAAAAACACGAUCACUGAUUAUGUUAGUAAAUUAUUAGAAAGCAAAGAGAACACACGAUGUCGUUAUCCGUACAUCGACCACCGACAAGGAAAGUUCAUAGGCAGAUCGUUUUUAAGAGCACAAGACAUUUUAACCAGAAACGAACCAGACAAAAAAUACUUUGAACUAAUCGAUUAUUCAACAGCAGUCAGUAGAUUGAAACAUUAUAUCAAAGAAAAGAAAUGCGAUUUAAGGGAAUUGCAUGAAACGUUCAAACUGUUUGAUAAGGAAUUCACGGGGUGGCUGCCAUUGGAACAAUUGUAUAAAAUAUGUUACCAACACAAAAUUAAGCCUGAGAAGAAAUUGUUCGAUCUUGCCUUACAGUCUAUUAACGCCAUUAAUAACAAUAAAGUCAGCUAUAAUUUAUUUCUGGAUUUACUCGAUCCAAACGUUAAGUUUUCGACUGGUUUUAAGAAAAAUAACCGAACAGAUAUCGACAGAUUCAUUCCAACAUAUAAAAACGAUUAUGGCAAUACAUUGUCUCGUACCAUUCAAUUAAAUAAAGACCGCAAUGAUUAUAUGCCUGUUAAACCAAUGGUCUUAGCUUAUCUGGAUUGUUUUGGGUCCGAAACGGACGUAAAAACAUUAUUGAAUCCGACAAUAUUUUCAAACUAUGGAUUGACUUACAGAGACUUUUACAUAGGACGUAGUAAACACGUAAUGAAGAAACUGUUCCAAGACUUAGGAGUGAUCUUACCAAAUGACAUUUUCAAUAUUAUCUGGGAUAAUGCGUACCAAUGUGAUGGUGUCGACGACAAAGUGAGCGUAGAAGUUUUUAGACAGGCUCUCCAAGAGCUGGCGAAUAGAAUGCUCGACCAACAUGGCGAAGAAUAG
Messenger RNA from Metopolophium dirhodum (rose-grain aphid), 1311 nucleotides. RefSeq lists its product as uncharacterized. The transcript is spliced from 8 exons. Lineage: Eukaryota; Metazoa; Arthropoda; Insecta; Hemiptera; Aphididae. The coding region runs from base 1 to 1311 and encodes 436 amino acids. The record is from RefSeq and is a predicted model, not a curated record.